Messenger RNA from Linum tenue, 492 nucleotides. The record is from the annotation of a GenBank genome assembly. Lineage: Eukaryota; Viridiplantae; Streptophyta; Magnoliopsida; Malpighiales; Linaceae.
GUUACUCUCAACACAGACGGCUCCGUACUCCCAGAAUCAGGCCAUGCAGCUGCUGGUGGCUUGAUAAGAGAUCAUCUAGGACGCUGUUUUGCGGCGUUCUCCAUGAACCUCGGGAUUUGUUCCAUUACCCGAGCAGAGUUGAGAGGCGCUGUGGAAGGACUUCAGCUGGCCUGGGAGCUGGGCUACCGUAGGGUCAAUGUUCAACUUGACUCGCGAUGUGCAGUGGAAAUUCUUCAACGGCAUCAGGAUCAUGAUCAUCGCCAUACAGCUGUCUCCCAUCGCUUCCAGGAAUUAAUGCAGAGGGACUGGGAAGUCUCCCUCACUCAUAUCUAUAGAGAAGGUAAUAAGUGUGCUGACUAUAUUGCUAGUCGGGGUCAUCAGAUGCCAUUGGGCUAUAGCAUGUUUCCUACUACGGACACUACCCUUGUAUCUUGGAUUUUGUAUGACACUUUGGGGCUUUCCGAACCCCGUCUGGUUAUGAAUGAAGGUUGA